AUUAUGAGCAUCGUGGUGACCAAGUGCUCGCCGGUGAUUGUCGGCCCUUCCGAGCUGGGGACGUCGACCGGCAACAUUCACCUCUCUUCGUUCGACAAGGCAAUGGACACCGGGCCAGUUUCGUUGCUCCUGGUUUUCAAUAAACCAAUCGACGAUCCGGUGGAGACCGUGAAGAGAGCCUUGUCGCGAGCAUUGGUGCACUACUACCCUAUCUCCGGUCGCCUUGCCGCUGGAGCUGACGGCGGCGAUAAAGUCAUCAGCUGCACUGGCGAGGGUCAGGGCGUGCUGUUCGUUGGUGCGUCGGCAAGCUGCGGCAUCGACGACAUGCCGGGGCUGCUGAGCGACCUCGUGGUUCACUACCCGGACAGGCUGUGUCGCCAGGCCGACCCGUUGUUAGUGAUGCAGGUGACGGAGUUCUCCUGUGGCGGGUUUGCGGUGGGCGUGACGUGGGAUCACGUCUUGGCCGACGCGGCGGGGAUGGGACAGUUCUUGCAGGCCGUGGGAGAGAUGGCCCGAGGUUUCUCACUGCCGUCCGUCGUUCCGGUGAGGUCGGAUGAGUUAGUCAUGGCAGCCCGCCCUCAAGGGAUGACUGCCGCGGACUUUUUGUCCGCGGAGACAACCAGCGACCAAAACAUGGCCAUGCUUGACUUCACUAUCCCCUACAGCCUGAUCAGCCGCAUCAAAUCGGAGGUUAGCCUCGCCCUCGGCAAGCGAUGCACGACGUUCGAGGCGGCCGUCGCCAUACUGUGGCAGUGCCGCGCCAGGGCAGUCGCCUCCGACGACGGUGAUGGUCCUGCGACGACGACGACGCUCGUUUUCACAAGCAACGCGCGCCACCUGGUCGGGGCUGCAGAGGGCUACUAUGGCAACUGCUCGAUCGACGAGUCCGCGCAAGCCACGAGCGCCCAGGUGGCAAGCGGCGACACAAAGGACGUGGUGAAACUCAUCAAGAGCGUCAAGCACAAGGUACAAGAGCAGAUCAAUAAGGGUGGCGGCGAGGUAGACCGAGCGCCGCUGAAGCUCGGGUACAACACGAUAUACCUGUCAAGCUGGCGGAACCUUGGGCUCGAGAUGGCGGAUUUCGGCGGUGGUAGGCCGGCACGGGUGAUGGGGUUGGUGCCCUUCUGCGUCCUCUGCCCGCCAUGGAAUGUGAAUGACGACGGGGUAAACGUGAUGGGAUCCAUUGUGAAGAAGAACCACGUCAAUGCUUUCCUCCACGAGUUGGCGGCACUCACUCUUUAG
This is a messenger RNA of Lolium rigidum, 1242 nucleotides long. Its product is annotated as acyl transferase 15-like. The record is from RefSeq and is a predicted model, not a curated record. Bases 4 to 1242 code for a protein of 412 amino acids. The transcript has a single exon. NCBI's taxonomy places the organism in Eukaryota, Viridiplantae, Streptophyta, Magnoliopsida, Poales, Poaceae.